Molecule: messenger RNA, 9937 nt
Organism: Pseudopipra pipra
Lineage: Eukaryota; Metazoa; Chordata; Aves; Passeriformes; Pipridae
Gene: RGS22
Product: regulator of G protein signaling 22
Exons: 27
Coding region: 113-4039 (1308 amino acids)
Biological process (GO): regulation of signal transduction
Cellular component (GO): cytoplasm; nucleus
Molecular function (GO): G-protein alpha-subunit binding
Source: RefSeq, a predicted model, not a curated record
CCGCGCUGUCCGCGGCGGCCGCAGGCCCGGCCAGGCCCGGCGGUUCCGCAGCUGCUCCUGCUGCUCUGCCCUCCGGCGUUUCACCUCCGCGGCCGAGGUCGGCAGCUCCAGGAUGCAGUCGAAGAGGCUCACCACAGAACCUCCAUGUAUAACAGAAGAAGUGUUCGAGGAAUGCUUAGCCACAGAUGAUAUGCUUGUGGACUACUUUAAUGAAUUUUUGAGUCUUCCGACUUUUGCCCAGCCAGUGAAGUUUAACUCAGAUGUUGGGGUUUUUGAAGUAGUUAAUUAUGCCCCACGAUGCCUGGAAAGCCAGCUGAAAAAAAAUCUACAUGAUCAGAAACCUCCAAAUCCCAUUUAUGAUGUUCUAAGGAAAGCAAAGAAUGACGGGCAGCUCUCCAAAAUGCACAGUGCUUCUCCAGCCUUCAAUAUGGAUCCAAAUUACAACACUAUGUGUCUUGAUCGAGAACAAGCAAUUCAGUGGAUUAAGAAAGAAAGGCUUCCAGCAUUUCUAGGAAGUGACUGUUACUUUGAAUACAGACUAGCUAAAUUGAUAUCCCAGGUAGAAUGGAGCAAGACUGGCAUGAAUUUCAUUAUAGAUAGUGACUACUGUCCCUGGAUAAGGAAGCAAGACCUAAGUUCCCCCCAUCCUGAGGAACACGACACUUCACUGACUAUGAAGAAGUUCUAUGUAUCACUUGGCCAGGCUACGGUUUCUCAGGUGAAGGAUUGGUUUACAUUAGCAAAAGAAGGUGAUUCCACGAGAACUACGGAUUCAUCUACACACCCUGUAACUUCUAGUCAAAUUCAAAAUAUUCAGCAUGAAAGAGACAAAUCAUUAAGUGAAAAAGAUAGCCUCCUGGAAGCAGGUUCCCUGUCUGAGGAAUGCCAACAACAGAGUUUCCUUUCUCCUUCGAGGACUGCAUCCGCAAAAGCUGACGCUGCUGAUGAGAGAUCCAGCAAGGCUGAGGAGGGCUCUUCUGUGGCCAUUUCUGAACCUCCUUCCCACAGGCAGUUAAGAGUUUCUCUAGACCCAAAAUGGGACAGUGCAGCAAAAGAAGAAAAUGAACAGGAAAGCACAACUUUUCAGACACCAGAAAAAUUCAUGCCAGCUUCUACUCAAAUUGUAAUGAAGGAACCCAUUUCAGAACUGACUCACCAGCCAGCUGCUGACACUGUUGCCUGUAGUACUGCAGAGUCAUUCUUUAAACAAAGUUCUUCUCCACUUACUGCCUUGGACUCCAAGGGAGAUAUAAGAAAACGAGAUCCCGAAGAAGUAAGCUUAUGUUCAAGUUCUGAAAGUGGUGGGCCAGACAGCAGGGCUGCCUGGUGUCUUAGUCAUGGGACUUAUGACACUGGCAACAGACAUGAGUUUGAAAGAUUCAAGAAGUUCAUUAAAGGAACACUUGGGGAAAGGUACUGGUGGCUCUGGAUGGAUAUUGAAAGACUAAAGGCUCUUAAGAACACUACGAGACAGCAAAGGCAUCUCAGUAAGAUGAAAAAACUGUACCUGCUGAGCAGUGGAGACUAUUUCCUCAGUUCAGAAGUAUUACUCAGGCUUGAUCUACUGCAUGGAGAUCAGUGGAAUAUAUGGCAUUUAAGACAGAUUCAGCCUGAAGUAGUGAAACCUCUACUUCUUUACUGGGGCCCCAGAUUUUGUGUCACUCAUUCAACAGCAAUAGAGGCUGCCAGUGCAAAACUGAAGUUCUGGCACACAUGUCAAGAGAGACCGAGGGUGGACAUUGAUCCUUUCCCACAAAUAGUGUCAUUGUUACCGUUGACCCAAAAGUCUUGCAUACCUGGGAUACAACCUUCCCUUCUUCAGAGAUCAUCAAGAUUACCACCUACCCUGACAUCAAGUCAGAGUACCCAACAAGAUGACAUUCCUAGCAGUAGAAUGUGGUCAAAGUCAGUGAGCACAGACAUGAUUCAUUGCUUAGCUUUGGAUGGCACCAAAGAUUCAAGGUACCAGGGUUAUAGAAAGUACACCUAUGCUGAGUUGCUCCGUGGGAAAAGUGCUGCUGGCAGUGUUGUCUUAGGGGGAUCAAGAAUGGAAAGCAUGCUGCAGUCUCUUUAUUUGGAGAACAGAGCAGGCUACUACUUCACAGAAUUCUGUGAGAAGUCAGGGAAUAAGUUGUGGAAGAACUGUGUGUACUUUUGGUUCGACCUACAGGCUUAUCAUCAGCUUUUUUACCAAGAAACUCUUCAACCUUUUCAAAUAUACAAGCAAGCUCAAUUCCUUUAUGCAACUUACAUUGCCCCAUCUGCCAGUAUGGACAUUGGACUUCAUCAGAAUAAGAGAAACAUGAUUUAUCAGAAAAUGGACCCAGCUUUUGAGGACCUUUUUGACCCAGCAGAAGAAUAUAUUCUCACUAUUCUCCUAGAACCGUGGAUGAAGAUGGUGGAAGCAGAUAAAUAUACUUAUGGAAAGGUGGAGUUGGUGGAAGAAACUCAACAGCUGGACUCUGUGUGCUUUAGAAAGCUCCAGGCUUUGCAUCAAGUGAGUGGUUCCAAGAAGGAUGAGAGUACUGUUGCUGACACUGGUCUGCCAUCCUUCCCUGAUGAUCAAUACUUGCAUCAAAUUCCCAAAGGAUUGGCAGGUCCUAAUCUGUCUGACCUGAUCCACAACAAAGAGAAGUUAAACCAGUUCUGGGCUUUUCUUAAUGAGCAUUCUGCUGGCAUGGAUCUCAUGUGUUGGCUUGAUAUUGAAGAGUUCAGAAAGAUGCUCCACAAGGAUAAAGAAAAAAGUGAAGAAAAGUCUAAGGACAUUGAAAGCAAGUACCUUAACGACGAGUACUUCUUUGGACCCAACAGCCCAGCUACCAGAGAGCAACAAGAAAAGCUAAUGCAUUCAGGUGGAGGAAGGAGACAAAUCCUUCAUGAUCAACUUUCGGCAGCAGCUCUGCUAGAAGUUCAGCAGUGCGUCCAGAAGAGAUUAGAAAAACAAUGGCUGCCAUUGUUCCUGGCAGAUGAACACCGUGGGGUGGAGGGACAAGCAAAGAUAAUGGACAUAACUGAAGAUCUUUUACGCAAAGACCAGCAGAAGACAACCAGGAUAUGGAAGCAUAUGGACAAUAAGUGUGUUUCUUCAUCUAGUGAAAUAAUUGCUUUCCGCAAAGCACUGUUGGAUCCGGUGACAGCAAAUCUGUUUCAACGCUUUGUGUCACUGCAAGGAGACCUGCUGGGGAAUGGAGUGCUCUUUUGGCAAGAAGUGCAAAAGUAUAAGGACUUGUGCCAUUCUCAUUGUGCUGAUGCCAUAGUCCAGAAAAAGAUCACAGCUAUUAUCAACUGCUUUAUUAAUUCUGCCAUACCCCCAGCUUUGCAGAUUGACAUCCCACCUGAACAAGCAAAGAAGAUUUUGGAGCGCAGGAAAGAACUAGGACCUUACAUUUUCAGAGAGGCACAGAUGACUGUUUUUGCUCUUCUGUUUAAAUUUUGGCCAGAAUUUUGUAAGUUUCAAAGCAAUGUGGAUAGUGAAAAAAUUCUACGUGCCUUGGAGAAAGAAAAGGAAAAAAAGAUGCGAAAGAAGGAAAGGAUGGCAGCAAAGCAGGGUAAAGAAGCACAGAGAAAACUCAUCAACUUGACUCAACUGUCAAAGAGGGCCUUGACUCAACUGCAAAAGAGUGGCUUGACUCAGCUGCAAAAGAGUGCCUUGACUCAGCUGGAAAAGAGUGACUUGACUCAGCUGCAGAAGAGUGACUUGACUCAGCUGCAAAAGAGUGACUUGACUCAGCUGCAAAAGAGUUCCUUGACUCAAAUGCCAAAGGGUGCUUUGGUAGAUACGAUUGACAUGAAGAGAGGAUCAGCACCAUCUUUAGAUGGAUUUGGAUGGGAGGCUUCCUGGUCCUAUUCCAAGUACAUAGAAGCCUUGGAGCAGGAGAGAAUACUCAUUAAAAGGGAAGAAGAUCUGGAGGAAACCUCAUCAUCAUUCCUUUCAGAUUCCUUGUCUGUGUCCUCCCUGAAGCCUGAAAGUUCUAUGAAAGCUACCAUUUCUACAAAGCGUAAACUCUCAAAUGUUCCCAAGACACAGGAAGCACUUUAAAUCUCUCUGAGGAAGGGAAUGCAGAGACAUUCAAUGGAGGUGGCCAGGAGACAUAAAUAUAACGUUCAUGCAAGGUUUGUUCUUACAUUUCCAGAGCAAAGAUGAUGACUUGGAAUAUUAUUAAGAACCAUGGGAUAAUUAUCAAGUGUAGAAAAUAAACAUCUUCCAAUGUGUUCCAUACCAACCUGACUGUGAUACUGACACCUUGAGGCUCAAAUCAGAGUAAGAUUCCACUGAAGUAUGCAAGGCACACACUACUAGGUAGUCUCAAUCUUAAAGAUCCUAUAAUCAAACCCAGUUCUUCAGUACUUGAUCUAAUGAAUAAGUAAAACACUGCAUUGAACUGACAACCCUGAAGCAGUGUGUCUUGGCACACUACGCUCUCACUGUGCAAUUCAUGCAACUUCUGUUCAUCAAGGAUAACUCCUGAGGUCUGUGAGUUAUUAUAAAGUCAAACACUGUUGUGGUUUGCUCCCAGUUCAGUCUAAUUCCUGGUCCAAAGUACACCUUCUGCCUCAUUUCUGAGUUUUGAUCUACAGGAAAGGCUUAAAAUCUAUCAGGACACAGAUGGGAUUGAGAACUUUUCUAAAAUGUCAUUCCACCCAAGGCAUUACUCACCAGACAGUUGCAGGAGCUCAUAGCUCUUGUGUAGCUCUCUCUAUUUUUAAAAAGUUUUAAAAAGACUUGGGGCACAGUUGAUGUUGGGACUGAGGACAACGGAUUAAUUGGGGAUUAAUUAAAAGAGGGCAGGGGCAGAAUUAACUGCUAGGCAAGGGGCAGGAUGAUGAUAGACCUCUCCACAUUUUUCAUACCACUUUAAACACCAGUUGUUGGCUCCACUUUUUCCUGCAUGUAAAAGAAAGGCAGGUUGCUGAGUUGCUGAGGACUAGCCCUGAGUUAGGGAUGGGACUGUGUUCUGCUGCUUGUUCCAACCUCUUGGACAAGAAGAACAAGCCAUGCAGCCCUGUCUCCUUUGUCAGAAGUAAAGGUUCUUCACUUGGAGCUCUUAGACCAUGCUGCUAAGAACCGUCCAAGAGUGCUUUCCCCCUCAAUGAGGAGUGGCAACUAACGUCAACUAACAGUCUUUUGCUCUUGUCACAAUGACCAAAAAUUGUAAGGAAUUUCUGUUGGGUGUUGCUUCAGACAGGCUGGCAGGGAAGGAAGACACUUUAUUUUAUGGACAUAGCUGCCCUGCACAUAUAUUCUCACAGAAGGAGCAAGGGAGAUCACUGUUUCAGUUCCUGCUUCCCCACAGUUCAGAGUUUGCUUCAUGCAUGCCAUGUUUGGGUUGUUUGCUCAUCUAACAUUACCUGAGGAAGAUACCUUGGUUGGAAGCCACAAGAGAGUAAAACAUUAAACACUUGUCUCUGUUUUUUAUGUUUUCCCAAAUUUCACAAAUGCAGCAAACUUUAAUGCUCAGUACAUCUGAGGAGGGUGGAACACAGCAUCUUGUAAUGAGCACAGCACAUGUGGUACUGUGUGGCCUACCACUCAUUAAUGUGAAAGGCAAAGAAGAUUCAUGAAAUGCCAUAAAUGCAUUGAUGUAUGUCAGUCUAAAAAGCAUGUGGAAGGCAACCUUCUAUUGCUGUGGUCAGUACAGUACACGCAACCAAAAGCUGAAAUGUGGCAGGCAGUUUCUGUUUUGCUGUAUUCUUGCCUUCAAGGCAUUUUGAGGCAGUUAAAUAAUGUGUAGAUAUUACUUAUCUGAUGCUGGUAGUUACGAUUGAAUAACACUUCAAUUACUUAAAAAAUUAAAAAUAUUAUCCAGAUAUUUGUCUCCUCAUGAAUAUGUUCCAGCCUUGCCAAAUUAUUAAUAAAAAUUUACCAGCAAAUUUACCUCAAGCAAAAACUACUGUCCCAGACAGUUAUUAUGAUUUAUACCAUACAUCCCUAUCAAACUUAAAAAAAACCCAAAAGAAGUACUUAGUGUACAUCAGUGAGUGAGUAGAGUUUUGGCCCUAUUCACUCAAAGUUCUGCAAACUGAAGCUUACUCUCAAUCCAGUUUGCAGUUCUGUCUCCCUGUUAAGUGAAAUACAUAUGUGUGUACAUACACACACACGCACUACCAUUUAUAGGCCAUGUCUUUGGUAUGCAGUUAAGAAGGAUCACAUGUAUUAGUAAUGCUAGAACUACAUGUAAUGUAAUAUCAUUAUUUCCAUUUUAUAUGUUAAUUUUAAAGAAAUAUUGGGCGAUUGGACAGGGAAUAAAUUAGGAGACAGGGACCCUUUAAUUUCAGUGUUACUGAAUCCAAUCUGAUGCAAUGGCAGAUAAUUUGGAACUGCUACUUGGUGAUACACCUGAAAUGGAAUACUGGUGUUAGUCUCAUCCUGUGGGACCAAUUCCAGCAGAGAGCCUGAGAACUAACCAAAUGUUAUGAUUCUAAAUGAUGAUUCUGUAUCACUUCAGAAAACUUGCCUUGCUAUUGAUUUUGUCUUGUUCUUCACAUCUAUUCUCCCUCAGAUUGCUGAUCUACCACCUCUAUGAGCUCAGCAGUUUUAAAGGGCUUGAAAAGUUUUUCUCAACAACCCUAGCACCUCUCCCUUUAAACAACUAAAAUUUAUUCCUUGUUUAUUUGAAGUAUGUAUACUUUGAAACUUUCAGAAGUCUAUGUGGAGUUUACUGCUCCAGACAAUAAAACCAAUCAUCUUUUUCAGAAACCUGUAAACACAGAAAAAUCUUCUGGGUAGAUUUAUGCUUUAGUGUCAUUCAAAAUACACAACCCAAUCAUACUCAUUCAGCCUUGCUUUUGUGGUUUACUCCCAAAUAAUGCAACAUAUGAGGACUAUUUUGGAAUUUUUUUAAGCCAUCUUUUAGAUUUGUAAGUACUUAUAUUAAGUACUGUGUACUUCACUUUUCUCCCAUCAGAUAUGGCAUAUUUAAUAAUCUUUGAGAGUGCAGUUCUGAAGUUGCUCAUUCAAAUACUUUUGAUAUCAACACAAACUGUGAUUAUGCACUUCAAAAGGGGCUUUAUACAUUUUGAUUUGACAUCUCUCCUGCUACUGCAUGACACAAAAUGUUAGACUGUGAGACAAAUUCCUGAAAAUACCUAGUGCUGCAUUAUGUUAUUAAGAUGCACACUUACAACAGUUUGCAAGAAUGGUAGUGGUCAUUACCAGGCCAUUUAAAAAGGGCAAAAUGCUUUUUCAUUUGUGUCUGUACUGCCAUUGUGUCUGUACUCCUCAUGAUCCCUUUUGAUUGGCUGUUUCUUAAGUACUAUUAAUGGGGAAUGGUCUUAGAUGAUGAGCUGUGGGUUCAUUUGUCUCCUUCAAGGUGUGGAAAUCUAGUUUUUAAUCAUCAGACAUUGAGAUCAGCAAUGGAGAGAGUGGUGCUGUGCAGAUACAGUAGUAGACCUGAUUCAGCAGACCCAAUUUCUGUUACUGAUUCUCUUAUUAUACAGUAACUGGUGGCCAAGGCCAGACUGGUUUGGGCCACACCUUCUACAUCUUUUACAUGAGAAGAAUCAUUGUGACUCACUUGCAAAUAUGUUUGACUUCAAAAAAAAGAGAAACAUGCAUCAGUGAUUUACAGAUAAAAGCAUCAAUGAACUGAGUAUUUCCAUAGAUUUGAGACCCUCAGUUUCCUGCUGUUGAGAGCACUGAAAAAUGGCAGGUGUCCCUUCGUUGCUCCUUCGGUGCCUUAUCCAGUGUUAUGGGGGACAUUUUCUAUCACUUGCAUGCUUGUGAAAUGGCCCACCUCAGUCCCACCCAACACUAUUGAUCCAGUCAAAAAUGUUGACUUUGGCCUGUGUGUGUAAAAGGUACUGAAAAGAGACCAAAUGUUUCAAAGUUCUGUCCCAAACUUGGAAAAGAAAAUCCUUAAAUUAUUUAUGUUUCUAAUGUUAAAUACUGGGCCAAAGUGAUCACUGUAAAUCUGUAUUUGGCCAAUGGAGCUGUAAUCCAGCUUGAAUUUGACCUAUUUAAACUGUCCCACUACAUUCAACCGAUGAUUUUUGUUACUAGAAAUGUUUUUAGCCAGCCAUUGAGAAUCAUGAGAAUCAUACAGCUAAGACGGGGUUAACUGGUAUUUUUUCUUAAGCUUAUGGAACACUGUUGGUUUUAAUAUAUUCAGUAGUUGCUGUAAAAAUGUUAUGGAAAGACAGGUUUGAACAAAAAUUUUAGAUCCGAAUGUGUAGUUACAGUUCAAACCUACCUCUAAUGGCCUGAUUUGGAGCAUUCCCAGGAUUUCAGAGAGUUAUAAUUCACAUCUGUGUUUCUAACUCCUUCAUGCAUGAUUGUUUGAAUGUGCACUUUUGGAACAGGUCCACGUCUAAUAGGCUAAAUUGUAGUUCCCAAAUCAGAAGCCACAUGGUAUAGCUAUAUAGUUUUUUAUUUUUCCUCUUAUAACAUAGUCUUCAAAUAAGGUUCUGUUAGUCCAGCACAUUGGAUUAAUACAAAACACCAAAGUCUACACUUUUUGCCUACCUGCUAAUGAACUCGCACAUCUACCAAUGAUUUAGUAAAGCAUUUGUGCAAUGGCCACAAUGGAGACAUUUCUGCCAAGUAAUAAUUUAUCAGAACACUGAAGCGGAUUUGAAUCAUGCAGGACGACUAAGCUGUCCUAGUAUGGUAAAGGGUAGUCAAGGUAGACAUGAGAUUCUCUUGUUUUUAAUACUCAUUGAGCCAAGCUAAUUUAUAUGUCAAGCACAAGCUGCAUUUACUCGGAUUUUCCUCUAUUUCUCUACUAAUUAAAAUAUUUUAGUUUCGUGGUAACAUAUGUGAAAGCGUUGACAACAGCAUUGCUUAUUCCACAUGUUAAUUAUGUAUUUGCUCAUAGCAUGCUGAUGAACUGUGUGCAUUUCUCACGUUAAGAUUUGAUUUUAUAUCAAAGGAAAAAUGGAAAUGUAGUAAGUGGAUUUGUGCUUUUGAUUUUAGAUAUUUCAUUUUGCUCUAAACAAUCUUGUAUGAUUCCUCUGUAGCACAUGUGUUUGAAAAUCUUUUGUUGGCAAGAAGUUAAAGAAGAAAGUAAUACUUGCUUCUCAGAAUAGGAUUUUUGAACAAAGCAAGGCAAUUGUGCUAUUAAUGAGAAAGCUAAAUGAAACAAAUGACAAGGCAAGCAAAAAAACCACACAGCAUCACACUCAAGGAAUUCACAGGCACACAAUAGCUUAUGCAAUACUCCUCAUCUGACAAAGUCAGUUAAUACAGAGAUUUCCUUGGAAAUAUUCAUUGCAAAAGGCUGUGGUGCCUAUGGUUCAGUAAAUGCAUUCAACAAGCUUACAGCAUUCUUAGUAGUUUUCACCUGUAGGCAGUUCAAUGAAUUUUAUCCCAGCUGCGAGCCCCAAAUGAUCAGCACUGGGUUUGUAAACCCCAGACCCUGAUUGGCUUGGAUACCACUCAUUCCUGAAAACAGUACUUUGGGAAUUGAAUCUGUCACAUCUCUAGAAUAAUUUACACCUUUACAGUUUUGUGUGUGCAUAAGUGUGUACAGGCAUGUAGACAUAUAUAUGCACACACAAUACAACAUAUGCGUAAAAUUACCUUGUUUGGUAAAAUUACCUUGUUUGGUAAACUUCUUUAUUGUCAUAAUCACAAAGGGCUUAAGUUUGAUGUAUAUCAUCUUUUUCCUUAUACAAUAUUCCAACCAUUUUCUUCUGUGUAUUUUUUUAAAUGAAGGUCUUUGUUUCAUUAAAAUGUUUGGGUUUGUACUGACUUGCAUUUGAGAAGACAGAGCCAUUACACUUGCUUUGUUGAGGAGUAUGACUCUUUCCAGAGGGCUACACAGAUGCUGGAAAGAGAAAUAAAUGUGUUUUGGGGGAGUUCUUUUUCUUCUAGAAAGCAUAUUCAAGGAAAAAAAUUAACUUUCCCUGUGUUUUUUCUCACAAAUGAGAAAGUAAUUUACAGCAUGUGUUGGGCCAUUCACUAAAGACUACAAUAAAUGAUUUACUAUUUUCAAGCUAA